This is a messenger RNA of Epinephelus fuscoguttatus (brown-marbled grouper), 2529 nucleotides long. It is a transcript of the gene nedd1, whose product is annotated as NEDD1 gamma-tubulin ring complex targeting factor. Gene Ontology annotation, molecular function: gamma-tubulin binding. Gene Ontology annotation, biological process: mitotic cell cycle; microtubule nucleation. Gene Ontology annotation, cellular component: spindle pole; centriole; ciliary basal body. The transcript is spliced from 16 exons. Lineage: Eukaryota; Metazoa; Chordata; Actinopteri; Perciformes; Serranidae. The record is from RefSeq and is a predicted model, not a curated record. Bases 98 to 2089 code for a protein of 663 amino acids.
UCCGUCGUGGCGGUUUAUUGGCUGCAGGCGGAUCACAAAACAAAACGGCUUCAACAACUUGUCAGUUACUAGUUUAUAUAUCUGUCACGGUGUUGCCAUGGAGGAGGUGACCCGCCUGGUGUCGACAGGAGACUGUGUGAAGAUCUGGGAUGCGGUUUCCAUGGCACCGCUGGAGCAGUUUAACCCUCACAGUAUCAGCCACCCUGUUGCACAGGCCUGCUGGAGCUCCAACAACCAGUACCUGGUCAGUGCCAGCAGCAGUGGAGACAAACUGGUGGUUUCCAGCCUCAAAUCGACUCCUCUUCCAGUGGUGGAACUUGGCGAGGGGAAAAAGCAAACCCGUGUGAGUCUGAGUUCGUCGUCUCAGUUUCUGGUCAGUGGAGGUCUGGAUCACUCUGUUAACAUCUGGGACCUGAAGACUAAGAGGCUUCACCGCUCUCUCAAGGACCAUAAAGAAGAGGUGACCUGUGUGUCCUUCAACGCCAAUGACAGCUACAUCGCCUCCGGUUCCACCAGUGGAGAUCUGGUCCUCCACAGUCUGACCACCAACCUGUCCAGUAAACCCUUCGGACACGGCAGCAACCAGCCCAUCCAUGACCUGAGGCUGUCCAUGCUGAAGCGCUCCCUGCUGGGCAGCGUCUCUGACAGCGGUACCGUCAUCCUGUGGGACUCCAACACCCAGAAGGAGCUCCACAUGUUCGACAGCGCCCACAAGGCCCCGGGCACCGGCCUGGCCUUCUCCCCUGCCAGUGAGCUCCUGGUGGUGAGCGUCGGUCUGGACAAGAAGAUCGUCUGCUACGACACGGCCAGCAAGAUUGUCCUGAGGUCAAUCCGGGUGGACAGUCCACUGACCUCCGUGGACUUCACUCCAGACGGCACCGGUCUGGUAGUGGGGUCCACUCAGGGGAAGAUCUACCAGUACGACCUGAGGAACUCCAGCGCCCCCACCAGGAUUACUACGGCACAUAAAACCUCAGUAACCUGCCUGCGUUUCCAAAGCAACACCAGCAAACACAAGUCCAGUAAACUGGGUCCCACUAAGAUUGCCAGUGCUAAGAGAUCCUCAGUCAAGCUGUCAAACAGCCAGCCAGACUCCACCCAUGGCACAGGCCCCACCCCCCACAGACAGGUGACAGGUACAGCAGGGAGCACUGGUGCCGAGGUGAUGUCCCGGAUGGCUGAAGGCCAACAGGGGACGGAGCAGCCUCCUGUUGUGGAGAAGUUCAGCAGCGUUGGACGAAACAGUCUGGACGUCUUCUCUCCUACUCGGGAAGACUGUGGGACCCAGGGGUCGACUGGAGACACACCGUUUGGAAGAACACACGUUACCAGUUUGGAGAUGCUGUCCAGAGAAGGGGAGGGUCAGCAGGUCAUCGGUCGGGCCAGUUUGGACAUCUUCUCUCCAGUCAGAGACGACUCACAUUCAGGUGCUAACUCGCACCGCAAGACCCCGCUGGGAACUCCCCUGGUAGGAGCUGCAGGGCGAUGCUACAGCCCGCUGUCUGUUUUCCAAACCCCUCCCCCUAUCAAAGAGGAGGAGCCAAUCCAUGCUGCAGCCGCUGAACCAUGUGACUCUAGAAAGUCCGACAAGGCCAGCAGCCCCAGUCUGGAAGGGGAGGAACAGACCCCGCCAACAGCAUCCCAGCACACCAAUCACAUUCAGACGGCCCCACCCUUCUUUACUCCAGAGCCCAACCUCAGGAGAGCCAAUGGUGUUCAAGCUCAGCUGAGCUACGACUCACCUGUCCAGGGAGUUCCGCCCACCACCACUGCAGGUUCAACUCUGUCGGCGGCCGUCUCCUCCUCGCUCUCCCAGAACAUCGCAAACGUGGUGGGGCAGGCGGGAGCCGCUCCUCUCACCUCCCUGCAGAUCCACUUCAUCCAGAACAUGAUCCACGAAACUCUGGAGGACUUCAGGGACGCCUGUCACAGAGACAUCGUCAACCUGCAGGUGGAGAUGGUCCGACAGUUUUACAUCCAGCUGAAUGAGAUCCACGGUCUGAUUGAGAAAUACUCUGUGAACGAGUCUCUGGUGGAGGAGGUGGAGAGGCUGAGAGAAGAGAACCGCAGGCUGAGGACCAACUACUGACGCUCUGUUCCUCACUAGAGAUGGUUACGGUCAACGGUUUGAAUUUUCAUCUGCAGCCAAAACAAGAGUCUCAACCUGUGGGAGAGAAAAUCUAAAGUCAGAAUAAAAUGAACACUGCCUGACUGCUGACUGAAGAGGACGAACUGUCACUGCCUCUCUUCAGUCAGACUGCUGCGGCUGCUGACGAUGACUGCAGCAUGACUGAAGUCGAUGUGUUUUGUAUUUGAUGAAUGAGCAGAUAGUGUGAUAAAAUGUCCAACUGAGUCCAUCAAAUGGAAACAAACUCCAGUCUGAGGAUGUUUAAUAAAACGUAAAUUCACAAUUUCAGACGGACGUUUUCUCACAUUAUCAGUAGCUUCGUGUGUGUGUGCCUCGAUCAUGUUUUUAUUAGUAAGAAACAGUCUGUCUGAAGAAUAAAAAGGUUCAUAUUGAAAUUAAAA